AUUUAUACAGAAUCUGCUCCGCAAGACAUGCUGGUAGCGCUAUUUGAUCGAAGCUCUGAGCUGCAGGAGCUGGCCACUCGUAAUUCAGAGUUCUUUAACUUAAUGUACAGUAGUCUUCCCAAGGACAGCCGAGAAAAAUUCAAGUCUUUGCUCUUUCAGCCUCGAGAAGCGCUAUCAGACAGAGAUUGGAUGCAUUCCAUUGCCGCUCACCUUGGGCCCCUACCGCCCUGCAUUCUUGAAAAGUUUAAAGGCAUCGUCGGCUGGAUUGGCCCAGAAGAUGACGAUGACGCAAACAAUGUUCAAAUUAAAUGGCUGCGUGAUAUAGAGGAUUUCUCUCUUGAGGAUUUCCAAGAGUGCUACCCUCAAUUUUUUAUAAAUGCUCGAGAGCGUCUCCAGGGACGACGCAUGUCCCAUGGUGGAGAUCAGCGAGAUCAUUACUUGAUCUUUUGUGAAACUCUGGGCCUCACACGACAGGAUCUCCCCUGCGAUAAUGCUUGGACGAGACGCAUGAAUGGCUGCCUUGACAAACACCCCGAACUCAUGUUACAGCUCAAGGAAAUUAUUGCAUACGAG
Molecule: messenger RNA, 573 nt
Organism: Lobosporangium transversale
Lineage: Eukaryota; Fungi; Mortierellomycota; Mortierellomycetes; Mortierellales; Mortierellaceae
Exons: 2
Source: RefSeq, a predicted model, not a curated record